This is a messenger RNA of Sclerotinia trifoliorum, 3604 nucleotides long. NCBI's taxonomy places the organism in Eukaryota, Fungi, Ascomycota, Leotiomycetes, Helotiales, Sclerotiniaceae. The record is from the annotation of a GenBank genome assembly.
UACUGUUCAACAUAAUUGUAUUCUUAACCGUCUUGUUCUUUUUUAAAUCCUCAACUUAUUUCUGAUACUUUCAAUUGUGUAUAAGAGGUGUAAUCGGGGUUUACUGACCUACAUUUAAUCGUACGAAUUAAAGAUGGCUGCGCAGGCUGCCAUCGCAAACUGGCGGAAGCUACUGGAUAAUAGCCUUGCCUCGAGGCUCGAUUCUGAACCUUUCACAGAUUACAUUCGUAUACUGUCCUCGAGAAACCCAUUACCAUCUCCAUAUAUAUGCGAAAUAUUUCUACGGCCCGAUGAUUACAAUGAUAUAACUGUCGACCCACGGGUAUUACGUUAUGUACAAAUAUUGCUAUCUGAAGGGUUAAUUGAUUGCGCCGGGAUUCUACGAAGUUUGUUAAAAUAUUCUUCGCUUUGGAACUAUAGGCCAGAUGGACACAUGCAGAACGAAACCAAUAAUGAAGCAAAUAAGGCUAAAAGGGUGAAGGAAGGGAAGAGGAGGUGGAAGAACUCAUAUUCUGCCGAGGAGAUGAUGCUCUACCGACUUGCGAAGACAGUUUCUACUGGUGUAAGGCCUAAGAAUGUUCAAGAAGCCGUUGAUCUAUUGGUGAUAUCAAUUCAAUGGAUGGAUAUGGUUGCUGUUGGGAUGAGAGGCGGGGCGCACGAAAUUUUGGACGUCGAGGCGCAUGUCGAGGAGAUUGGGAUGGUGGGCAUGGCCUUGGGAACUCUAAUGGUUGCCGUGGUUGGGAAUGCAAAGAUUUUGAAAGUCUUAGAAAAUGGUCGCUAUCCAAAAGGUCGUUCUGCAUUAUUCUGAUGUCUAAAUGCUACCGGCUACAUGCUAAUAUUAAUCAACAGGGACGGGUAUCGAACUCGGAAAAGCUAUGGCUGGGUUUGUUCCUCUGCUACUUCAGAGCUCCCCGCAGAAUGCACAGCGGUUAGAUGCUUUUCGUACACAGACUCUCAUCAGCAUUCUACCUGUCAACAAGAAAGAGCAAGCUGCCAAUGCUGAGAUAAACGACAUUUUGGAUUCCACAAUGGGGAUGAAUAUUGAUAACAUCGUGAUUGCUGAUUUGCCAGCUGUCAACUCCCGAGCUGGUCUUUACAUCUAUUUAAAUUCUCUCGUAAGUACAACAAUAGUCAUUGCGAAAAUGAAUCAUUUGUGCUAACCAUUGCAGCUGGUUAGCAGACCCCUCAUUGAUGACCAUGUAAUUUUUGCCUAUCUACACAAUAGAUAUCAGGUAAGGACAGCUCGGUUCUCUUGCAAAGAUCUUUACUUACCAUUCUAAGGGCGAUGUCCAAUCGACAACAGUAGAUCUUAUACUAGCUUCAUUUGAUGUUUUGGCCAAUGCAACCUUUCGAAAUGAAGGGCAGCAAACGACAACUAUACUACGAUCGUUUUUGAUCAAUAAGGUUCCUCUACUUAUUUCCACACUUGCAGCGUCAUUCUUCCCCCCUCUAACUUCAGAGUUUUGUAUCACCGAAGCUUUGAGUCAUGUUGAUACUAAUGCAUUUCCCACACUUUCCACUCUGUUUGCGGAGUCAAGCAAUAACGACAUGUUCUCGGAUUCUGUUAGGCAAGACUUCUGUUUCGCUUGCUGUUUACAUGGCUUGAUUCCAGAAUCAAGCAUUGAAACAUUACUCGGCGACAUACCUAUGCAGAGUUUACCUGCCGGGGGAAGAUAUUCUAAGCAGGAUCUUGCUCAGCAAUGUCUUUCUGACUCAGAACGUGCUGAAGGGUUGAUCUCUGAACUGGAAAAUAUGGAUGGCAAUGCUGGUGCAGUUAGCCAAGCAAUUGCAGAGGUAUGUGCAUUGACUGCCUCACGGUAACCAUAACUAACCGAUAGUAGGUUAUAAAACACAUGUGUGGAAAUAAGGAGACAAUGACCUUGAAGAGCUUGUGCAGUCAAUUGGCACGUAACCCAUCGUCUUUGGAUAUAAUGCUUCUCUUCAACAAGCCUACAUCGUUUUUGCAGCCGAUCUGCGAGCUGCUUGACAAUUGGCGUUAUGACGAAGACCAGGGAGAAUAUCAGCCCGUUUAUGAAGAGUUUGGAUCGAUAUUACUUCUUGUUAUAUCAUUUACACACCGCUACAAUCUUUCAACUGUUGAUUUGGGUAUCAAAAACCCGGCUGAAUCAUUCGUAGCAAAGCUACUUGUUCAAGGUCAUCUGAGUCGAGCUUUCGAUCCAUUAUCACAACAAGAUCAAAAUCAUUUGGAUGGAUGGAUUAGGGGGCUAUUUGAGCCAGAGGGUGGUGGACUUGGUGAUGAGUUAAUGUCCUCAUGUCCGCCACAAGAGUUCUACCUGUUGGUGCCCACUUUGUUUCACCAUAUUGUUCUUGCACUCAGCACAGACACUCUUUCGGAAGAGGGUUUGAAAGGCGGCCUGGAAUUUAUGGUUGAACCAUUUCUACUUCCUUCUCUAAUUCCUGGCAUUACAUGGCUCUCGGCUCAUUUGUGGGAGGCUCGUCACCAGGCCACUUAUAUUCUUCAGAUCCUGUCAGCUCUGAUCAAAAAUCCUCCGUCCAUAUCGAACAAUAUGGAAGCUUCUCACCUGCUCAACUCAACCCUCAAAAUCGUAGCCAAAAAUCUGGAACAAAGUCUUCGAUGGCUCCAACGAGCUGAACCCCAACGCCAAGACAUCGAACCAAUAUCGAAGGCAUUGGAGUCGAAUAUAGGUUGGGAACGAAGGGGCGCUAGUAAGCACAGCGAACUAGAAUCGUGGACAGCAACACCUGGAGGUGGAAUGAGUGCUAGUAUAAAACACACAAUCGCUAUCCUUGUUCAAUGGGGCCUUCAAUGGGCCCGUAACCCUGGCAUGCAUAUUAUGCCGGCAUCCUAUACACAUCGACAGAUUCUUAGUGGGUUGAAAAUGCUCGGUGCAAAGCGAUUACUAAAUAUCAUUAUCGAUGAAGUGAAGGCGCAGACUGAAGCCGGCAAUGGAAGCGUGGCACUUGACAUCGCUACUUCGUUAGUCUGCGCUCCAGAUCCUACGAGCUUUGAUUUUGGCCGAGGGAUGGACAUUUUGAGUGGUAACACACCACAUCCGCUCCAGCGUCGGUUAACCUUAAAGGAGGCAUUGAAGGCAGAAGCAGAAAAUAUGCCGAAAGUCCACAAGACUGAUACCUUUCAUGCGGAAACUGUGAUUAGAUUAUACAGAAGAGUGGAAGCACAAGCGGCUAUCCAACAACAAUUAUUACCACAUGAUGAUGGCUUAAAUGCUUUGAAUGAAGUUAUGGGAGAUGCUGGUCUAGGGCCAGCCGAUCAAACAAAUCUAAAUAUUGAUGAUAUGGGUGGUGGUGGUGAAGAGUUAAUGAUGAUGGGUGGAAGCGUCCAUGGCGGUGAUUUACUGGAUGCUUUUGGAGGGGAUGAUCUGGGCGAUGGAAUGGGAUUUUAGACAUCAAAUCCUGCAUGGCUUUGGCAAACUGGAAAUGGAAGGGACAUUUGGGAAAUUCUAUGAAUUGGGAGCAUUUAGGUUUUGCGCGGAGCAUAUUUGUUGGGUGAAUAAUGCAUGGAUAUUACAAUACUUCAUGAAACAUCAAAGAAGAGUGAAAUAUAGCCAAAUGUUAAUAGCAAUGUAAGGGUACUGCACUACGCUACGAUAAGAGGUAUGAA